GGUAAUUUUUAGCCGAACCUAGGGUUUGAAAACGAGAAGAAAACUCGAAGAUGAGGAUGUAAAAAAAAAAACAAAAAAAACAAACAAUAAACAAAUCAGUCGACUACUCUCUCUCCGUACAUCAAUAAUUCUGUAUUUUUUACUUCAGGAUUUGUCAACUUUUACCAAUGGCUUUGUUUAUAUGAGACAAAAUAAAGACCGAGAUCUUUGAAUUUGUCACCUUUGAAGUUUCGAGUGUGAAUCAGGGGAUUGGGAUUGAUCCAGUGGGUAGAAAUGGAAGCAAAGUUUGCAAGGGUAUUGGAUAGUGGUCAACAUGCUGUUGUUGACUUGAAGAGAAAGCGAGCGACCAGUGGGACCUGUUUUAAGGGGGAUACUGAUGUGGUGUUUCCUCUACGAUCUACUGCCAGUUCUUUCAUCCACAAGCUUGGCAAACGGAGGAAAUUGAAUGAAUCUAAAAGCAAUCAUGGUUUUUGUUCCAUAUUCUCUGGGAAAUCUUUGCUUAAAUAUUAUUCGAACUUCAAGAAAAGUGGGCUUCCACACCGUUUAAUGUAUUAUUACCAUGGUGAAUGGAAUGAUUUUCCCCAGUAUAUUGUUAAAUCGGUUCAGAAAGGCCUUAUCGCGAAGAAGACUGCUGUGGAGGUGGAUAUUAAUGGUAAUGUUGUUUUACUGGACUUCCUCCAUAUGAUGCAGUUGGACUUGAAUACUGGUGUGCAUCAACCUAUUGCAUGGAUUGAUGAGAGUGGAAACUGUUUUUUCCCUGAAAUCUUUGCUGAUUAUGACAAAGCUCAAGGGUCCCAGUAUGAAUUUGAUGAUGGUCACUCUGAGCACCAGGGACCUGAAAAUAUCAAGUUACAUCUUGAGAUUGAAAUAAAUGGAUCAGAUGCUUUUAAGUUGAAGGAAUCUGUUGGGGAGUCAAAUGUUAAGCAAAUACAAGUUCAAGAGAAUCCUGCUGAAAAAGAUUGUGAUGAAGUUAAUAAUAGUUGUACCAGGGUCUUAGCUGUGGAAGUUGAUGAGAAAUCUGAAGAAAAUAAAGAGAUGGAAGGAAAAAUGGUCAUGAUGGAUGAUCACAUACAAGGUUUUCUGGAUGUUGAUACUGUAAAGAAGAUAUUUUUCAUAGGUAUUGGCUCAUCUGCCCGUGCAGAAGUGGUUGAAGUGCAUCGUGGUUCAAGUACUACAAUGGAAGCUCGGUUAGAGCUUUUCCAGAAACAGGUUGAAAUUACUAAAAAGUACCGUGGGGAUGCAAAUGUCCAGUAUGCUUGGCUUCCUUGUUCUAAAGGAACGGUCUCGGGUAUAAUGAAGUAUGGGGUUGGCCAUUAUGAGCUGUCUAAAAUUAAACGAACGUACGGGGUUGGGAUUUAUCUUAUCCCCACUGAUUGUGCAGAGAUCAGUGCAAGUUACUUUGAUGUUGACGAAAAUGAUACAAGACACGUGGUAUUCUGUCGUGUAAUAAUGGGAAACAUGGAGCUUGUUCGUUCUGGAAGAAAACAGUUCCAUCCCAGCAGCGAGGACUUUGAUAGUGGAGUUGACAAUCUUCAAAAUCCCAAGUGGUAUAUAGUUUGGAACACAAAUAUGAAUUCUCACAUCUACCCAGAAUACGUUGUUAGUUUCAAGAUGGCUUCUGAUGUUGAAGGACGUAGGGUUGAAACCGAGAGCAGGGUUGAUGUUUCAGGGGUCAGUACUUGUUAUGAAAAACCUCAAGCCCAGCUACAUUUGGGUUCCCCUUCGACAGAAUUGGGAAGUGAAUGUCAUCAUGUCUCAGCUGAAAGGUUUUUGAAGGAUGCUAUUGUUCCAAAUCCGAGUUCAUCAAGGGUUCCCAAGAGCCCUUGGAUGCCAUUCUCAAUGUUGUUUGCUGCCAUCUCACAUGAAGUUCCUUCUAAAAAUAUGGAUCUUGUAAAUGCCAACUACGAGUUAUUCAAGAAUAAGAAGAUAAAUCGGGAUGAUUUUGUUAAGAAGUUGAGGUUGAUCGUUGGAGAUGCCUUGUUGCGGUCUGCAAUAACUAACCUUCAGUGCAAGAAACAGAGAAAUGGCGGCAUCUAAGUAAAAGGAAGGAAAUUUAGGCAGCCUUUGAAUGACGAUAAAACAACGAAGCGUUCUGUGUAUAUCAACUGUUUUGAUUGUUGUUGCAGAAUGUGUAAAACUUGAAGUUGCAGUGAGGGUUGAAUAGUUUAGUUCUUUCAACUUGGAACUCUUUCAAGUGUUUUGCUUGCUUUUGUUCAGUCGGAUGUAAAAUGGAUGCUAAAAAACGAAACUUAGUUUGCGACAGUUUCUGUCUUCAGAGUUACUAACUUGUCAUCUCUCUCCAUUCCAUCUCCCCCCAGGGUGGCUGAAGAUCAAGUGCUUUA
Molecule: messenger RNA, 2342 nt
Organism: Olea europaea var. sylvestris
Lineage: Eukaryota; Viridiplantae; Streptophyta; Magnoliopsida; Lamiales; Oleaceae
Product: inactive poly [ADP-ribose] polymerase RCD1-like
Exons: 7
Coding region: 274-2037 (587 amino acids)
Molecular function (GO): NAD+ poly-ADP-ribosyltransferase activity
Source: RefSeq, a predicted model, not a curated record